Penicillium angulare is the source of this 1575-nucleotide messenger RNA. Its product is annotated as cytochrome P450. Gene Ontology annotation, molecular function: oxidoreductase activity, acting on paired donors, with incorporation or reduction of molecular oxygen; heme binding; iron ion binding. Gene Ontology annotation, biological process: ergosterol biosynthetic process. The transcript is spliced from 4 exons. NCBI's taxonomy places the organism in Eukaryota, Fungi, Ascomycota, Eurotiomycetes, Eurotiales, Aspergillaceae. The coding region runs from base 1 to 1575 and encodes 524 amino acids. The record is from RefSeq and is a predicted model, not a curated record.
AUGGGUAUUUUCAGCAGUUUUCUCGACACGUUCUGCGAGCAUUGCUCCACCCAGUCCAUCUACACCUUGGCUCUGGUUGGUGGUUUAUCCUUUAUCGCCCUGUCCGUCGUCGUCAAUGUCUUGCGCCAGUUGCUCUUCAAGAACCCUCAUGAGCCCCCUGUAGUCUUCCAUUGGUUCCCUUUUGUUGGAAGCACAAUCAGCUAUGGAAUUGACCCCUACAAGUUCUUCAAUGUUACUCGCGCAAAGUACGGUGAUAUUUUUACUUUCAUCCUUCUUGGAAAGAAAACCACGGUCUACUUGGGCACCAAGGGCAAUGAAUUCAUCCUGAAUGGUAAAUUGCGCGACGUUUGUGCCGAAGAGGUCUAUUCGCCACUGACAACCCCGGUCUUUGGUCGCCAUGUUGUUUACGAUUGCCCCAACUCUAAGCUGAUGGAACAAAAGAAGUUCGUCAAAUUUGGCCUUACCUCAGAAGCCCUCCGUUCCUACGUUCGCCUGAUCACCGAUGAAGUCGACCUCUUCGUUAAGAACUCUCCCGCGUUCCAAGAUACCAAGGGCACCUUUGAUGUCUCCAAGACCAUCGCCGAAAUCACCAUCUACACUGCCUCACGCUCGCUUCAGGGCAAGGAGGUACGGGCUCGCUUCGAUUCGACUUUUGCGGAGAUGUACCAUGAUCUGGAUAAGGGAUUUGCGCCAAUUAACUUCAUGCUCCCUUGGGCUCCUCUCCCCCACAACCGCAAGCGUGACGCAGCUCAGAAGAAGAUGACCCAAACCUACAUGGACAUUAUCCGCGAGCGCCGUGAGACUGGUGGCAAGAAAAAUGAGGAAGAGGACAUGGUUUGGAACCUCAUGUCAUGUGCCUACAAGAAUGGUACCCCCGUCCCUGAUGAAGAAGUCGCUCAUAUGAUGAUCGCGCUUCUGAUGGCUGGUCAACAUUCUUCCUCUUCUACCGCUGCUUGGAUCGUUCUGCGUAUGGCGACUCGCCCUGGAAUCAUGGAUGAGCUCUAUCAGGAACAACUUCGCGUUCUGGGAGAGGAUAUGCCCCCUGUCACUUUUGAAAACCUCCAGAAGUUGGACCUCCACGCCAAGGUUAUCAAGGAAACCCUUCGUAUCCACGCCCCAAUUCACUCUAUCAUUCGUGCCGUCAAGAACCCCAUGCCCGUCGAUGGAACCCCCUAUGUCAUUCCUACCACUCACAAUGUGCUCUCCUCCCCUGGUGUAACUGCCAGAUCAGAGGAAUUCUUCCCAGAGCCCUUGACCUGGAAACCCCACCGUUGGGACGAAACUCCUGAGCCCAAGGAGGACGAGGAUGAGGAGAAGAUUGAUUACGGCUACGGUCUCGUCAGCAAGGGUACUAACAGCCCUUACCUGCCGUUCGGAGCUGGUCGUCAUCGUUGCAUUGGUGAACAGUUUGCCUACGUGCAAUUAGGCGCUAUUCUGGCUGCGCUGGUGCGCCACUUCAAGUUCUCAAACCCCCAUGACCGCACCGGCGUUCCUGAGACUGACUACUCAUCAUUGUUCUCCAAGCCUCUGGGCAAGUCAUUUGUACAAUACGAAAAGCGUGGCGUGAAAGAGUAG